Messenger RNA from Haplochromis burtoni (Burton's mouthbrooder), 2478 nucleotides. RefSeq names its product sodium/bile acid cotransporter 7-like. The record is from RefSeq and is a predicted model, not a curated record. NCBI's taxonomy places the organism in Eukaryota, Metazoa, Chordata, Actinopteri, Cichliformes, Cichlidae. The transcript is spliced from 5 exons. The annotation marks the transcript as partial. Gene Ontology annotation, cellular component: plasma membrane.
CUCAUGAUCAUCUACACCACCUUCUGCGAAACCUUCAGUAACCCCAGCAUCGAGCUGGACCCCACCAGCCUGCUGCUGGUCGGCCUUAUCAUUUUCUCCAUCCAGAUCAGCUUCAUGCUGCUCACAUUUGCCUUUUCCACCAGGCCAGGCUCCAGGUUCAGCCCCGCGGACACCGUCGCCAUCAUGUUCUGCUCCACACACAAGUCUCUAACCCUGGGUAUCCCCAUGUUGAAGAUCGUGUUUGAGGGCUAUGAGCACCUGUCUCUGAUCUCAGUCCCUCUCCUGAUCUACCAUCCGGCUCAGAUCCUGCUCGGCUCCGUCCUCGUGCCGACCAUCCGCAGCUGGAUGACCAGCCGGCAGAAGGCGGUGAAGCUGUCAGCGCUGCAGCCCAUCUGACAUGAAAUGUUGGCUUUUGUGAAGUUACUGAUGUCUCAUACAAAAGGGAACUAUGGUGGAGGAUUGCAGUGGUCACACGUGCCUUAUUGCUACCAAUCAACGAAGACCUCAGCCUAGCGGAAAGAACGAGAGGAACCGCCUCAGUUCUUGUCUUUCUAUGAUGAGGAAGGACUCCUCUUUCCAGCACAUAUAUUGUUUUAUAUUAAACUAAGUGCGAGUUCUAUUUUUAUAUGGAUUUUGGAGCCAGAAGGAUGAAGUUAUUUGGACCAGUCUUUUCUCUUUUCUGCUGUUUUCAACAUUUUUCUACCUUCCCACUAGCGGUCGCUGCCUGCGUCAGUGUUUGUUACAUGGACGAUCUGGAUAAUCUGAUACUUAAUAUACUGUAUUGUAACAGCCAAUUGGAUUUUGGACACUUUCUAAAAUGCCGUUUGUCUUACAAGUAGUUUUUUGGUGGUGUUUAGUUGAGUGGAGGAUGUUGGUACAUUAAUACUGGAGUAGUGAGUCCAAGUUUACAGGUCAAAUUUUUUGUUAAUGACUUGGUUCACUUGUUUCUAUAUGGCUGUCUCAGUUUAAUUCCUGGCCUGCUUCCCUCAGAUUCUAACCAAAUCUGUCACCCAUAAGGGCAUUUAUGUCUCGGACCAAUAAGGAGAGCUUUGGGCUCUCAGUAAGGAUCCUGUUAAAUAGUAACAAAGCACAAAAGAAGCAGGACUGGGUAAAGCUGAUAUUAUUGUUUGGUAUGAGAUACCUGCCAGUCUGUUGUUAUUGGCAUUUAAUAUUGCAAAAUUAAAAAAAGUAAAGAGAUGGGGGGCAAUUUUCUUACAAUGUCUUAACAUUGCAGAUUUUUUCCUGGGGGGCACUCUGCAACGUUCCACAAACAAUCGGAGCAGGCAGGACGUGAACAAGUAAAUAAAUCACCAGAUAUAAGAAAUGUUAAAGUGAAAGCAGAAUAUCAGAGUUUUAAACCACCAAAUAUCAGAAUCAGAAAUCCUGCAUCACUCAAGCUCUAGAAUAAAGAUCUAAAUAAACCUCUGAACAUAGCUGUAGAAUAUGGUAUUAUCUAAGGAAAUAAUAUAGCUGAUUGUAUAUCACACCAACCAAAGUCUACAGUAAACACGUAAAUGUUUUUUGGGAGGAAAAAUCUAGAACUCCAGAGUCUUAGAGUCCCUCCACACUCGAGGCUGCUGGGCUCCAGAGCUGCAACUUUAAAAUACAAUAAUAGAUUUCAGACCUCUAGAAUCUAGAUUUGCAUAACAAAAUUUUGUGACAUGAGGUCUGGAGCUGCUUCACCUUAUUCAGAGGUAUGACAGCGAAUGAGUUAUCUCAUUAGAACAGCAGCACACGAUCUUCACUAAAACGUUGUUCUAGUCCAUCUCGUUCUGUGGACCAAACAGAAAUGCACACCAGUGAGGAGAAAGGGUGGGAAUUUGCUCAGGGGAACUUUGGUAGUAUUUUUCUAUUUUGUUCUUUGCUCUAACGACUUAGCCUUACAUCCUUCUGGUAAAUUAUGACAACUCUGACUUCCAUUUUUCUUUAAGGGCUUUCACGCUACGUAAUAGCACAACUCCACCAAGCCUCAGAGGACACACUGGAGGGCCUUACAGUAGCUCUGUGCACAGCUAACUCUGUAUCUGUUGUAGCUUAAAGUAGUGCUAGCAUGUUAAAAUUACCGUCACUAUCCUUUCUAACACUGAAUUACAGAUAGCAGCAUCAUGAGGUUUACUCUGCUUUGUUGGUACGUCACUACAGAUGCCCGUUGGUUUUCACCACCAUGCUGCUCAACCAGUCAAAUCCAGUAGUGAGCAGAUUGUAUUCAGCUUCAGUCCCACAUUACAGUAUUUUUUUUUUAGUCUGUAGUCGUCAUGUGUACCUAACCUUACACUGGAAAAAGAAGAAACCACACAUUGUCCAUCCUUUGAACUUAUUUCUAUAUCCAGGAGACUCCUGUUACUUCUGGCUCACAUUAUCACCAAACAUCGCCUGUGGAGUCGCAAUAACAACAUUAAUGGGAAAUAUCCUACAAUGAAUUACAGCAUGGUGUUUCUGUCUUAUAGUAUUAAAGUGAAUUGAAGUGAUGGACCAAAA